Molecule: messenger RNA, 2369 nt
Organism: Orussus abietinus
Lineage: Eukaryota; Metazoa; Arthropoda; Insecta; Hymenoptera; Orussidae
Gene: Nplp1
Product: neuropeptide-like 1
Exons: 6
Coding region: 34-1806 (590 amino acids)
Source: RefSeq, a predicted model, not a curated record
CACCACUGCAUCUUCUUGUCAACCUUGACAGUCAUGGGGGUGACCAGAAGCUACCUCGUAAGCUUGCUCAUCUACAUAUCCGUCGUGAACGAGGUGCGCCUGCCAACGGUGACGUGUCAGGACGAGGAGGGUAACCAGUGUCUCCCCCGAAAGACGUUCUUCACCCUUUUGCGGCUGCCAGAGAUCAGCUCGAACCUGGCCGCCUACUCGAGGACUUCAAGGAUCAUCCAGGAUGUGAGGAACCGGCACGACAUCGCGAGUUUGCGCGGUCUGAACCCCGAGGAUGCCGACGACACCGAGAUCUGUCUUCCGGCCGGGGUGUACCUGGAGCUCUUCAGCGAUCCGGCGAUCCGGGGCCACCUGAGUGCCCAGGGUAGGGCCCAGAAGCUGAUGGAGUCGGCCGAGGCCUCCAGACUCAGGGAGGACCCCGUCGAGGAGACCUGGAGGUACAGGGACGCGGCCGAGAAGCGCAGCAUCGCCAACCUGGCGAAGAACGGCGACCUACCGAUUUCCAUCCAGGAGAAGGCUAGUGGCCAGCAGGAGGAGGAAGAGGAAGAGGAGAACAAGAGAAGCUCCCAGAAAUUCGACACCUCGCCGAGGGCUCUCCUGGAGGAUGACAGACAUCCUUCCUACUUCCGCGCGUACAGUCUGCUGGACUCGGACCCCCAACUGGAGGACUUCCCCGGGGACUAUCUCCAGGGAAAACGAAACAUAGCCAGCCUGGCAAGGGACUCCAUGCUCCCAGCAGGGAAGAGGAACGUCGCCACCCUGGCCAGAGACUACAUGUUGCCCAGCGGGAAGCGCAACGUGGGGGCCCUAGCUAGGGACUACAUGUUGCCGAACGGUGGCAAGAGGAACGUGGCCUCCUUGGCCAGGAUCUACAUGCUACCGAGUGGAGGGAAGAGGAACAUCGCCGCCCUGGCUAGGGACUUUGCUCUUCCUCAGGGAAAGAGAUACCUAGGGGCUCUGGUCAGGUCCGGGGCUCUUCCCAUCCGUGGAUUCGAGGACGAGAAACGCACCCUGGCCUCCCUAGCCAGGAACGGGGACUUGGCUGGGUUCUACUCUAAAAGAAACGUGGGGACCCUAGCCAGGGACUGGAGCCUGCCCACUCAGAACCGGUACGGCAGGUCCUUGGCAGAGGAUGUCGCCGAUGAGCGGUACCAGGAUGGGCUAGGAUGGUCCAGCCUCAUGGGGAACGUGGAUAACCAGGACGGAGGGAAGGACCAACCCAGGGUCAGCGAUGACGGGUCCAAAGGCAUCUCCGAGAACAGGAACGGGUCCUCGAAGAAGAAUCUGGCCGAGAGGAGGUCCAAACGGGAGAUCGACUUCUCGGACGAGUAUCCUUUGCCGGUGAUGCAGAACACGAACGUCCUUGAUUACGAGGAGAUGAUCGAGGCCCUUACCGGGGAGUACCCCAUCACGGAGAAGAGAUUCAUGGGUCCUGAGCCGCGUCUGCAAGGUGGAUCCGGUACUUCGGGGUUCCUCCAGGUCGCCCAGGGCCAGCCCAUUAAAAGACACAUCGGGGCACUUGCUCGACUUGGAUGGCUGCCGUCUUUCCGAGCUACGCGGUUCUCGCGCUCGCCCAGAUAUUUGGUCGCCAGGGAGGAUUCCCCAGAUGGGCCCGCGUCCAACGACCCCGCCGACGCGUCGUCUUGGUCGUCGCUAAGGCCCAGGAUGGUCGCGAGAGUGCAAUAUCUACAGUCUCAACCAGGGGAUUGUCGUCGCGGCUUCAAGAAAUUCCUUCUAUCGCCAACCGUCGAUAACUUCAACCGCCAGAAGCUCCACCAUCCCACCCGAGUGAUGUAGAUAAGUCAGAACGCGGAGGAUAAUCCGGGCCGAUGGAUCCGAGGAGGGCCGGGAAAUAAUACGAGAGGCGGAAUUUCAACCUGGGAGGAAGCGAUUUCCUGUAAAUAUGGCGCGAAAAUAAGGGAGACACCAUUCGGAUCCGUUAGCCGAAGCGAGGCGUCCUGCUUGACCGACGCAAGGGGGCUCCCUACCUUGCCGGCGUCCAAUAUGGCGCGCUCGGUCGGCCUCCUCCCUUCCUUUGCAGUUUUUCCACCUCGCAUCGGAGAGUGACGACGUUUUUAUCGAGCAUGCCGCUAGAUUCAAUCCGGACGCGGGUUUCUAUCCUUUCCGGGCGGCUUAACGAGGAGCCGCGCAGGAGAAAUCGGGACGGCAAUUCUCGAGGUGGGCGUUUCUCGCGAGGAGGGACUGCGAGACACGGCGUGCCUCCUCGGGGACGUUUCCACGGGUCUUGGUUGCGAUUUCUCGGUGUAUUAAUAUAACUCCUCGCCGGCGUGGCGGUGGUAUAACGAUAACGAGAUUUGAAGGCUCCUUUUUAUUCCUGGCGAUAGCUAUGAUAUCCGCGC